CAGUUAGCCUCUGACUUUUUGUCCCCCUAUUUAUCGCACCAAUGGAACAAGAACGCAGAAGAAGUACUAAAGUCAAGUUGGAUUCCAAUUCCUUAUAUUGCAAGACGCACUACCACCUGUUCGUGCAUGUAUUUUUGAGUACCUCAAGUUUGCGACUAGAACUACCUUUUCCACCUCCGCUCCUUGAAAACGAGAACACCAUGGCCCGGGUAAGUGGAGCUGCUCCUUUUGGCCUCGAUGUACUUGAAGCAGACCUGCAGCAUUGGCGGGGUGAAGAAGCCUAUAGCGCGGCGACGUUUGUGGACCUCAACAACGUGGAAUCGCCGCAGAACAACAAGAACCGUGGCUCAGCAGCCAGCCGUAGGUCCCCCUCACCGAGAAGGGGCGCAAAACUGACCCUGUCCCGCGAAAUUGCCCAAUACGAGGUGCUAUGCAUUGCAAAAGCGUCGUACUAGUAUAAAGUGCAUGUUGACAAAUUUGCUCAAGAACAAAAAAAUGCAAUUUGUAGUGCUGUUUUCCCUUAGAAAGUAGAUCUGUCAUGCAUGGCUGCAAUUAGUACGAGUGCGAUACUUUUGCACUGGAUAGGUGCCGCCGCACUUGCGGGUGCAGAGUAUGGAUGAGCAAUUUUUGCUCGAGAAAAAGUACCUCGAUCUGUACAAACAGAAGCUGGAAAAAGAGAUAAAACGGGAGGAAUCUUUGCAGAAAAAGGUAGUACACAUAUCAAUGCUUUUCAGCCGUUGCGGACGUUUUUCUUUUUGCAUUAUUGUUUUCCGUCAUAGCGAUAGGGAUAGAAGUACUUACAAGUAGUAGAGGACGUGUAGUGUACCAGUGAGGGUGGAACAGGCUGUGCACAAUGAAUUUGAAUACACAAUCGACCACACGCCCCAGCCGGCGAACGAGAAGCAAUCCUCCCUGAUGCAAGAGCUUCGCUCCUGGCGGGAGAAGCAGAAGGAGCAGAUCCAGAAGGAGACGGAGGAGAGAGACAAAAAAUUGUCCGACAUGCAGGAAAUCACACAGGCGACGGAGCAUAUCGCACGAAAAAACUGUUUCAUCACUGUGAACUUGUGAUGCAUAGAGUUGAAGACUGAAACUAGUUGUCUUGCUACAUCUGCAAGACAUCGGAUUUUUCAUCAGCGUGUUUUCCCCUUGGGAAGCGCGCAUAGCAGGUUUUCUGUGUCAUGUGUAACGAACUUGUGAUGCAGAUCUUGCAAAAUCAUCACAGAGAGACAGUUUUUUUGUGGGAUAGAGCAGGAAUGUCGCAAAUUUUUGAAAAAAUACGACUGGGACGUCAAAAUUGCGUGUGAACAAUAUUUAUGCAUUGCAAAAGUAUCGUACUAGUAUAAAUUGCAUCACAAAUCUUAGCAAGAAGAAAAGUGGAAUUUGUAAUGCUGUUUUACCUUUAGGAAGGAGAUUUGUCAUGCAUAUUUGCAAUUAGUACGACUACGAUACUUUUGCACAGGAUAAUAUUUCAAUGGCGAGGAUGUCAGCGGGUCGUGAACAAACUGGUGAACAUGAUCUUCUUCAAGGACAUACUACUUCGCGGUUUAGAAGUUUGCUUUUUUUAGAUGAAGCGAACAAGAAACAGAAUUGAAGUGAAAGAAUGAAGAUGCUCCUGACAGGAAAGUUUUGUUCUGUUCUUUGCCGCAAAAGAUGUUUGUCGCGUC
Messenger RNA from Amoebophrya sp. A120, 1664 nucleotides. NCBI's taxonomy places the organism in Eukaryota, Dinophyceae, Syndiniales, Amoebophryaceae. The record is from the annotation of a GenBank genome assembly.